Trichomycterus rosablanca is the source of this 2421-nucleotide messenger RNA. RefSeq names its product vasohibin 1 (gene vash1). The record is from RefSeq and is a predicted model, not a curated record. The transcript is spliced from 7 exons. NCBI's taxonomy places the organism in Eukaryota, Metazoa, Chordata, Actinopteri, Siluriformes, Trichomycteridae. Gene Ontology annotation, biological process: regulation of angiogenesis. The coding region runs from base 515 to 1651 and encodes 378 amino acids. Gene Ontology annotation, cellular component: cytoplasm.
UUUAUGUUUUCCCAUUAAUAAAAACACUGAAAAUAUUUGCCAAUAUUCAUCAAAACAAGAGCACUGGUCUGUACCAAUGUGAGUGGUUCUAUGAACACAAAACUACUACAGUGUCAACAGCUCCCCCAUGUGGAGAAACUUCAACCUGCUUAGCCUUUAGUGAGUUAUUUACAUUUACGGCAUUUAGCAGACGCCUUUAUCCAAAGCAAGUUACAGUAUACAGUCUGAGCAAUUGAGGGUUAAGGGCCAACAGCAGCAACCUUGAACCUUCUGGUUACUAGGCUACUGCUUGCCCCUAGUUAUCAGGGAUUGCAAAAUUGUAGCAUUUUCCAAUUUUUUCCCUAAUUUAAAUUACUUAGUCAACACUAUUAAACAUUUUAGCAUCUCAGUUACGGUUGUUAACAAGUGUUUCACAUCCGAUCAAACAUGAUAAACCGUGUAUAGCCUGUAAUCUGGACCUGGUCUCAUUAGGUCAUGAUGCUUUUGCAUCCAGCUACGUUAUUAUGAGCCCCUAAUGCCAGUCACGUGUUGUGGGCGAGUCCAUCCCUGCACGUCUCCACGGAGACUGAUGGACAAGACAGGAAUUGGGAUCUGCCUGAGCCAACCUCGCGCCAGGUCAAAGGUCGGCGGAGGUGCUAUGUUGGCUAUGCGGGCUUCUGUCAGUCUGGACGGAGUGGAGGAAAGGGAUGAAGAGCAAGAGGAAGAUGGAGAGGAAGAACUGCGGGAUGGAGGAAUCCCAUUCAUUGUGAAUCGAGGCGGGUUGCCAGUGAACGAGGAAACUUGGGAGCAGAUGUGGCGGCACGUGGCCAGGAAUCACCCAGAGGGGGAGGAAGUGGAGGGAAGGAUCCGCGGAGCAACCGACCUGCCCAAGAUCCCAUUACCUACUGUGCCUACAUACCAGCCAAGCACCAGUGUUCCUCAUCGCUUGGAAGCCAUACAGAAAUACAUCAGGGACUUGCAGUACAAUCACACUGGAACGCAGUUUUUCGAAAUCAAGAAGAGCCGACCUCUUACAGCGUUAAUGGACAUAGCUAAGGAAAUGACCAGAGAAUGUCUACCAAUCAAAUGUCUGGAGGCUGUGAUCCUCGGAAUUUACCUCACUAACAGCAUGCCGUCAGUGGAACGCUUCCCCAUCAGCUUUAAAACUUACUUCUCAGGGAACCACUUCCGCCACAUCGUGUUGGGGAUCCACAGCGGCGGGCGCUUCGGGGCCCUCGGGAUCAGUCGGCGUGAGGAUCUGAUGUACAAGCCGCUGGAGUACCGCACGCUGGCGGACCUGCUGCAGGAGUUCCAGACUGCCUAUCAGGGCUACUGGCACACGCUUCGCAAGGUGAAGAUCGGCCAGUAUGUGUCACAUGACCCUCACAGUGUGGAGCAGAUUGAAUGGAAGCACUCGGUGUUGGAUGUUGACAAGCUUUCCAAAGAGGAGCUGAAGAAGGAGCUCGAGAGGCAUACACGCGACAUGAGACUGAAUAUUGGCAAACCGGUUUCACCUAGCAAGGACAGAAGGAAAGAUACAGGAUCUCCUCUACGUAACCCCGGAAGCCCCAUGCGUAGGAACAGCCGGAAUGAAAGAAGGCCAUCUGGUGACAAGAAGCCUAUGGAUGCGAAACCCCCAGCUGAUAUGAACGGUUACCAGAUUAGAGUGUGAGCAGAACUCUACUGCCGCUGAACAAUACAAUUCACACCAAACAACCAGCUACACCAUAAUGCUUAGUUGAAGUGAUGCGGAACAGAAACGUCUCGAUUGUCUUUCCGUUUUUAAAAUAUUACAUGUGAACUGUUUUAACGGUGAUGUACAGUAUGUACCUGUGAGCAAACCAGAUGCCAUGCCACUUUUAACGACUCACAUAAGGAGACCACUUUUGUAGACACCCAGCUGCACAUGUGCACUAAGUGACUUGUAAAUAUGACAGUGUGUGUGUGUGUGUACUAACCUGAAUUUUUCUGUUGUACUUUAUAAAACACUUAUCAGGUGCCUUUUAUUUAAUAAGCUACCUAUUUGUUAGCAUGGCUUGAGGAGACUGACUUGUCACUCCUAUGUCCACGUCCUCCCAGCUCAAAAAAAAAAAAAAAAAAGACAGACAACCCUUAUAAACACAAGGUUAUGUUUUGGUUGGAUGUCGAAGUGGCAAUGUAGUGUCAGCAGCCAACUCCUUUAAACAGCUUCAGUCCAAGCUCUAACACUUGAAUGACCUUUUUUUAAUUAAUGACAGACAUGCAUAACCGUACAUGGCUAAAAGUAUGUGGACUUAUUCAAAAACCAUGUGUUUUCACUUUGACCUAGUUAGUGCAGGCCAGCAAAGAUAUUCCACACCAAAACCGUUGCCAAAAGUCUCUGGAAUGUCUCUGUAUGAUUUAGCAAAGCAUGAAGCUUUUAUUGAUAUGAACUUUAAGGACAUUAAAGACCAUUACUCAUCA